AUGCCUAAUAAACAACUCUUCAGAACUUUAAACUUUGCUAGAUUUUAUGCUGCAACGAGCAAAACACAUGCCCAACACAUUGGACCACCAUAUCUUUAUUUGAAAGCUAAGCAAGACGUUAAAACCAUCGCUGCCUGGGGUACAUUUCUGUUAGUGGCGUUAGGUUGGCCUUCAGUGAUUUAUUAUAGUCGUAGAAGAUAG
This is a messenger RNA of Kazachstania africana CBS 2517, 201 nucleotides long. RefSeq lists its product as uncharacterized. The coding region runs from base 1 to 201 and encodes 66 amino acids. Lineage: Eukaryota; Fungi; Ascomycota; Saccharomycetes; Saccharomycetales; Saccharomycetaceae. The record is from RefSeq and is a predicted model, not a curated record. The transcript has a single exon.